Messenger RNA from Paramecium octaurelia, 924 nucleotides. The record is from the annotation of a GenBank genome assembly. NCBI's taxonomy places the organism in Eukaryota, Ciliophora, Oligohymenophorea, Peniculida, Parameciidae.
AUGUAACAGGAAAGCAUAUACAACUUAAUUCCAAAGGAGUAUGUCCCUCCACCCAAGGAGCCCAUGUAUAGAUCUGCAUAUCCUUCGAAUCUUGUUCCUACUGGCAGCACUUUUAAUAACCACACAACAAGCAGACCAAAAGUACUUUUGUCGGUUAUCUUUUAAGAUUAACAAUAUCAAUGGAGAAUUUGAAUUAGUGAAAGGUCCUCAUUCUCACAAAGGAUAAUCGAAUUCCUUGGGUAGACCAAAAGGUAAUUUGAAUAUGAUGAUGAGAUAGGCUCAUAUAAACCUGAUACAACUAUGUUCAGAUUGAAGAACACUGGAACCAUGGGAUCAAACUAAUUACCUGAGAGUAUCAAAGCAUCAUUAAAAUUUAGUUCAAACUUAUAAAUAUCCACCUUCUGUCAAACCAUAAGUCCCAAAAAAGGAUGAGAAACCAAUACAUGGUUUGAAAUCAAAUAAAAACUUUAUAAUAACGAAUGCUGUUGAAAAUAUCCUAUCGGCCCCAAAGUAAAUUGUUGAAGAUGUUGCUUGGACGUCCAAAAAGGAUUAUGGAAAGGUUCCAGAUUAUUUAACCAAAAUAAAAUCAAGCAUUUCAAGUGAAUAUGAAAUCAUAAGAAACAUGCAUAUUAGUGAGGCGGAAGAAAUGGACAAACAAAAAUACCUUAUGUCUUAGGAAGAAGUUCAAUAACUAAAAGAAGGACUCAAAAAGAAAUGGGAAUCAGUCAACAAAGAGUAUUAAUCAAUUACUCAUAUCAGAAUGAUUGACACCGUUGGUUUGAAAAGAAAGUAAAUCUAAUUAUGACUAUUACAAGGAAAGAGUAAUGUGAAAAAGAAUUAGCCUAAUUAGAAAAAGAUAUAGAAAAAUUAAACAAGAACUAUGUAUUUGUUGAUACACAAAAAUGAUUCCAUUUUAUAAUAUCA